Messenger RNA from Diuraphis noxia (Russian wheat aphid), 1489 nucleotides. It is a transcript of the gene nAChRalpha4, whose product is annotated as nicotinic acetylcholine receptor alpha4. Gene Ontology annotation, molecular function: acetylcholine-gated monoatomic cation-selective channel activity; transmembrane signaling receptor activity. Gene Ontology annotation, biological process: monoatomic ion transmembrane transport. NCBI's taxonomy places the organism in Eukaryota, Metazoa, Arthropoda, Insecta, Hemiptera, Aphididae. Gene Ontology annotation, cellular component: postsynaptic membrane. The record is from RefSeq and is a predicted model, not a curated record.
CGGAAAACCAUCCGGGUGAGAGGGGUGUAGUAUCAACUUGAAAAAUCAGAUUAUGACCACCAAUUUAUGGGUAGAACAGGCGUGGAAUGACUACAAAUUGCAAUGGGACCCUAAGGAGUAUGGCGGCGUGCAAAUGCUUCACGUGCCUUCCGAUCACAUUUGGCGGCCGGAUAUCKUGCUCUACAACAAUGCGGACGGUAACUACGAGGUGACCCUUAUGACAAAGGCGACCGUUUACUGUACGGGGCUCGUAUUAUGGCAGCCACCCGCCGUCUAUAAGUCCUCGUGCUCCAUCGACGUCGAGUUCUUCCCCUAUGACGUCCAAACUUGCGUACUGAAACUAGGAAGUUGGACGUAUGACGGGUUCAAGGUAGAUUUGAGACACAUGGACGAAAAGGUCGGUUCGAACAUCGUCGACGUCGGAGUGGAUCUCUCAGAAUUUUACAUGUCAGUGGAAUGGGAUAUACUGGAAGUACCGGCGGUCAGGAACGAAAAGAUCUACCCGUGUUGCGACGAACCAUAUUUGGACAUAACGUUUAACAUCACCAUGAGAAGGAAAACGCUUUUCUACACGGUAAACAUCAUCAUACCGUGCAUGGGCAUCUCGUUCCUCACAGUUUUGACAUUCUACUUGCCAUCAGACAGUGGUGAAAAAGUGACGUUAUCUAUAUCAAUUUUGAUUAGUCUCCACGUUUUUUUCUUGCUGGUUGUCGAAAUUAUACCUCCAACAUCGUUAGUUGUUCCAUUACUGGGAAAAUAUUUGAUAUUUGCUAUGAUACUGGUUUCAAUAAGUAUAUGUGUUACAGUAGUUGUAUUGAACGUUCAUUUUCGAUCACCUCAGACGCACAAAAUGGCACCAUGGGUAAAAAGAGUGUUCAUCCAUAUACUGCCAAGACUUUUAGUCAUGCGAAGACCUCAGUACCAGUUUGAACCAAACAAAUUCAACGCCGGUUCGAUAAUGCUGAAGGGCAGAGACAUACAUCCGUGUUUCUUCCAGGCUGGCUGUGGCUACGACAGCACAGAGCMCGGAAGAGAUAAAGGUCGUCGACAAACAGACGACAGCAGCGUGUCAAAAGCCACCAGAGAAACGUCCAAAGAAGACUUAUCCAGUGACGGCGAAGGGGGUAGCUGUCAGAUACACGGGGUGGCGCAGAGUCUGAUUUCCGACGAAAUAUCCGUCACCGAAAUGGCAACUGACUGUAGCAAGAGCUCGAUCCUGCUCAGAAGCCCCGGAUUUCUGCAUUCGUCCUGUCCUCCAGCCAUGCACAAGUCGUGUUUCUGCAUUCGAUUCAUCGCGGAGCACACGAAAAUCACAGACGAUGCGACCAAAGUAUAUUGGAAGUACGUCGCGAUGGUCUUGGACAGACUAUUCUUGUGGAUAUUCACACUGGCCGUGUUCGCUGGCACGGCGGGCAUUAUCCUACAAGCGCCCACGCUUUAUGACGACCGGAUACCAAUUGACAAAAAAUUCAGUGAAUACCAAACGUAA